AUGAGAACACAUUUGAAAGCUAAAUGCUUGUGGACUAUUGUUUUAAAUGGCUUUGAAGAGAGAAACAACGAUGGUGAAUUUACUGCGGCAGAGAUGAAAAAUCUUGAGGCUAAGUAUUGUCAAGAUACAAAGAUGAAAAAUCUUGAGGCUAAGUAUCGUCAAGAUGCAAACUCCUUGAGAAAAAUCCAAAUGGGAGUCUUAAGAGCAUAUUUUGCAAAAAUUGCUAAUUUUGAGACUGCAAAGCAAGCACGGGAGUCUCUCGAAAUCGAAUUGUAUGGUGAAGAAAUGACACGCACUAUAAAUCUUCAAAUUCUUAGAAGAGAGUUUCAAAACAUUAAGAUGAUUGAAAUUGAAAAAAGAGAUAAAUAUUACACAAGAAUCGUGCAUAUUGUUAAUGAAAUGAGAAAUCAUGGUUAUAUAAUUUCUUACAAACAAGUUGUGGAAAAGAUUCAAACUACUGUCAAUGAAACAUAUGAGUACAUUGUUGCUAUCAUAGAGGAGAUGAAAGAUCUUUUUAAGUAUUCUAUGAAAGAACUAGUCGGAUCAUUUCAUGCAUGUAAGAAACAAAGGUAUUUUUUCAUGAAGAUCAACCUAAAGAAACUACUUUCCCGUCCAGAAAAAAAUGAGAAUUCCAAAAAUUUCUCAAAAAAUCAACUAAAGAAGAAUUAUAAUCCAAAAAGAAAGCAAGAUCAUGAUGAUUCUUUUAAGAAGGUUGAAGAAAAAGAUGUGUCAAAUCAAGAAGAUAACAAGGAAGAAGAAGAUGUCACUCUAUGA
Molecule: messenger RNA, 774 nt
Organism: Solanum lycopersicum (tomato)
Lineage: Eukaryota; Viridiplantae; Streptophyta; Magnoliopsida; Solanales; Solanaceae
Source: RefSeq, a predicted model, not a curated record